Messenger RNA from Panicum virgatum (switchgrass), 2113 nucleotides. Its product is annotated as bZIP transcription factor 60-like. Bases 217 to 1941 code for a protein of 574 amino acids. Gene Ontology annotation, molecular function: DNA-binding transcription factor activity. NCBI's taxonomy places the organism in Eukaryota, Viridiplantae, Streptophyta, Magnoliopsida, Poales, Poaceae. The record is from RefSeq and is a predicted model, not a curated record. The transcript has 2 exons. Gene Ontology annotation, cellular component: endoplasmic reticulum membrane; nucleus.
UUCGCCACGCCGCCGCGCACGGCGCCUUCGUCUCCAACACGGCGACGCAUUAACCCCCCCGAUUCCGGCGACCAAAUUCCCCAACCCCCACUUUUUUUCUGGCGAACCCCGCACGCUUCCGCGACCGCGAUCCCACGAGACACACCAUCCCCAACCUCCCCGGCGUCGUGUAUGCGCGUUCGCCGGGCCGUGAUCUGAUCGGCCAAGGCAAAGCCCAUGGCGGAGCCCACCCUCCUCGCGCCGGAUCCCUUCGGGGACAUCUCCUUCCCCGAAUUUCAGGCGCCUGCUGACGUCGACAAUUUCGUCUUCGAGGACUUCGAUCUGGAGGAUCUCGACCUCGACGUGGACUUCGACCUCGACCCCUUCGCCUCGGAUGGGCUGCUCGCGCAGCCGCCGCCGCUCGCGACCUCAUCUUCCUCGGCCGGGUCUCCGGAGGGGGGAUCGUCGUCUUCCGGCGCCGGCGGGGACGGCGGGUUGAGGAACGAGGAGUCCUCGGAGUCGUUUUCGAGGAGCGCGAGCGGUACGGGCGGCAGCGGCAAGGGGAAGAGGGAGGACGACGAGGCGAAGCGGCGCGCGCGGCUGGUGCGCAACCGCGAGAGCGCGCACCUGUCGCGGCAGAGGAAGAAGCAGUACGUGGAGGAGCUGGAGGGUAAGGUGAAGGCCAUGCAGGCCACCAUCGCCGACCUCUCCGCCACGAUCUCCUGUGUCACCGCCGAGAACGCCGUCCUCAAGCAGCAGCUGGGUGGUGCCGCCGGAACCGCCCCGCCGCCGCCGCCGCCGCCGCCGCCGCUACCGAUGUACCCCGCGGUGUACCCUUUGCCGAUGCCGUGGAUGCACCCAGCGUACGCCAUGCGUGGAUCGCAGGUACCGCUCGUGCCAAUUCCUCGUCUGAAACCCCAGCAGCCUGCACCUGCUACAGCAGAGCCACCGGCCAAGAAGGCUAGGAAGACCAAGAAGGUUGCAAGUGUCAGCCUCCUGGGAUUGCUGUGCCUCGUGAUGCUUUGUGGGUGUUUGAUCCCUGCAGUGAAUCGGAUGUAUGGCUCAGUUGAUGGCGGAGAAGGUGCUGCAUUUGGUCCAUCUCAUCAUGGGAGGGUGCUGGCUGUUGAGGGUCCUCGUGAUACUGUCUCGGAUAGUAUUGAUCCAAAGCUACCACAGGGUACAAGCGAGACACUGCCAGCACUGUUGUAUCUACCGAAGAAUGGGAAGCAUGUCAAGAUUAAUGGUAAUCUUGUUAUUAAGUCCAUUGUUGCAAGUGAGAAAGCUUCUUUGCAAAUGUCUGGCUAUGAUGGGAAGAGUCCUCGAAACCAAGGAAAGGAGGAGACUAGCUUGGCAAUUCCUGGCUAUGUGGCACCAUUGGAAGCUGGAGAUGUCAUGGAAUCAACUACAGGAAUGAAAAAUAAACUGAUGGCUUUGGCUCCAGCAGAUGGAAACAUGUACAGGGAGGACGAUGGAUUGCUGCCACAGUGGUUUAGUGAAGCGAUGUCAGGUCCCUUGCCGAGCUCAGGAAUGUGCACUGAAGUUUUCCAGUUUGAUGUAUCUCCAUCCACCGCUCAUGCAAAUGGCAUUGUUCCUGUUUACUCAAAUGCCAUGUCAAACUCGACGCAGAAUUUUACGGAAAAUCUUCCCUCUGCUCAUCCCCACACGGUGAAGAACAGAAGGAUUUCAUACUCCGAGGCCAUUCCUCUAAAAGGUUCAACUUCCAACAACACAGAACGCCUCAAAACGCCACCAAAGAAUGAGAGCUUUGGCAGUAUGAAGCCUGUUUCAUCGGUGGUCGUCUCCGUGCUGGCUGAUCCAAGAGAGGCUGGCGAGGGGAACGGCGAGGGGAGAAUCUCUUCAAAAUCAUUGUCCCGCAUCUUUGUAGUCGUACUUAUAGAUAGUGUAAAGUAUGUCACUUACUCUUGUGUCCUGCCAUUCAAAAACCAUAGCCCUCACCUGUAAGUCUGGGUUCUGGAGCUGAGUAUGUAUUCAGGAUCUAUAUAACAUUAACUUGAUAGUGGUUCUCGUGUGGAACUGAUGUACUGUUUAUGUUGAUAGAGUUGGACAGUAUUGCGAAAGAGUCACAAGGCGGAUGGAUUUGUUCAUUCAAGUCGAUGAACCUUGUGCUUUGACA